ACUGGUGCUGGUGUUGCCUAGCAAGGCAGCUGCCUGUUGCCUCAAGUAGGGAAUAUUCCUACCCAGGCCCUUGAUCGCCGCCAUCCUACUGCCGAGUAGCCUCUGUGAACCCUAACCUCUCUCCUCUUUUCGGCGAAAGAAGAGAGAGAGAGAGAGAGGGAGAGACAAAACGAGAAAGGGAGAAGCACUCCGUUACUCGUGCUGCCGCUUGACGUUGGCUGCGAGUGCCGCAACGUUAGAUUACCGUCGAUUCGCGAUAUCGACGUAUGACACCUGAUUGGCCAAUCAUCUGUCUUGAUCGAAGAAACGCUUGAGAUAAAUCAAACUUGCGUUCAAAGUUUAACGUCCGUCGUGGAGUUCAUUUGCAUUUUGGUUCUGAGAAAAGAGGAUCGAUCGUUGGUGUCGGAUCGCGCGCAAAAUUACAGAUCUCUGUGAGAUCGCGCGGGAUGUCGAGUAAAUGCCGCUGUUAUUCCGUAAAUGUCGGGAAUUGCUCGACGACUGCAACGUGGCGACUCACUGUGGGAAGUCGUUUAGCAAAAAUUGUCACGCACGUUUAUUUCCUACCGCGACGAUAACUUCCCCGUUACCUACCGAUUCUUCGAUUUCUCGGGAGUCAGCGCAAUCUCGAAGCCUAUUUUCGUACAAGCGAAAGUUGGCCGAUAUCUCGCAAACCAGAGCAACAAGAACGACCGAAGGAAUAUCGAGGAAAUUGGAAGGAAAUUCAGUCGCAUCUCUACGAGGAAAACAGAAGCGAAGUCAACCGCAGAAUGUCUCACGCUCAGUCAAGGAUUCGAAUUGCGGUGGAGUAAUGAGCAGCCCUCAGAAUCAAUUAAGUACGGGCGAGAAUCGAACGAGAGUGACCCUCUCCACCUGCGAGUCUGCUACCUCCCGCGAGUCUAGGACCGCCGUUCCCGAUAUACCAAGACGAAAGUGCUCGUGCCUGCCGUUAGCGGUGGCGAGUCGCAACCCCUGCGUACCUUCUCGCAGACGAGUGUCCUUCAGCGACGCCGUCGUCGAUCACGAUCGCCGGACGAUCAUGCAAAAUGACCUGACGUGCUCACGUCACGAUAACAGUUGUAGGGCCGAUAACGGCGAACGGGAAACAUUCUACGACAUUUGGCAAGCGGAUGAUUCUGUGGCUGGCAGGAGCGACGACGGAUACGAAAGCACGCCAAGGAUCGAUAAUUACUCAGAAAACCGCGUAUCGGGUUACACCUUCAACAAAGGCCGAGAUUCGUCGGAAAAUGUCGACGAGAACGUCGUGAGAGAUGGACGCAUGCGAGACACGCAGGAUGGCGACGGCGAGAGCGACGUUCGUUCAGCGGAUCGCGUUGCCGAAGACAUGGAGGAGAAAAUCGAGUACGAAGACGGUACUAUGUCGAACGAGGAUGUAUCUAACUCCUUCAGCUACAAGGAUGUAGACUCGAUCGGCCGUGACGAGUGCCGCAUGCGAGGAGGUUGUGGUGGAUGCUGCGGAGCGCCACGCGAGAACAUCAGAAGGAGUUCACAGAAUCACGGUUGCUGCUGCUGCUACUGCGGCGGAGGACUCGUCGCGGAGCCGAAUGAAUCAUGUGCGCCGGAGCCUACUAGGUGCGACAGUGGUGUCAAGGCAGCUGCUCGCACCGCGAUCACGGCAGCGUGCACCGUCGUGCCGGCACCGCGUUGCUGUUGUCGUUGCGCCCAAGGGUGUCGUCGAGCGGUCUGCAAGAAAGCAGCCACCAGCUCGAGAUGCCGGUCCAUCCUCGGUAGCGGAUGCUGCGCUAACGAUAGGACAAAAUGCGGUGCUGAUGGAGCCUGUUGCCGACAGAAACUGCCGGUGAGCUGCGAGUGCUUCGGUGGCGGUCUCGACUGUCGACGAUGCGGGAGGAAGGUCUACCAGGCUGAGAUGCAAAUUGCCUCUGGAGCGCCGUAUCAUAACAUUUGCUUCAGUUGCUUUUGUUGCCGCAAGCCUUUGGAAUCGUUGACUUAUCAGGAAAACUGUGGCGAGAUAUAUUGCAAACAAUGUUACGUGCGUAAUUUCGGACCGCAAGGGUACGGUUAUGGCGCGGGGGCCGGUGUGCUGCAAACUCCCUUGUGAACUUGACUGCCCGAUGUCUUCGUGAAAAGAAAUAUCCAAGUAUAACACGUUUUUAUAUGUUCUCGUUGAUUCUGCUUUUACUGUAGUUAUAAAGUUAUGCGUAAGGUUUAAUGCGCACGUUAGAGAUCGGCUUUCGCGGAGCCGUGACAUUUUGUACGACGACGUUUUGUGUUUACACGGUGUUUGAUAUAAGCGUUUUUUCUCGAAUAAAUUUUUCUGACUAGAUAUUCAGUAGUGUUAUUAAUCGCGCUGUUAGACUCGAUUACUCGGUCACCGACAAAAGGAGGAAGACACAAUAAAGUGAUCAGGCGCGCAAACGCGGAGCGAAUUAAACGAAAAAACGAUAGUGGGAAACGGGAAAAUAUUCGCGACAUAGAAGAAAAGAAUUGAAGAAUUUGGUCGGACCUUGCGUGAGAGGGAAAAGGAGUAAUACAUUUAGCUUAUGGAAUCUCUAUUCGCACCGAUUUGUCGGGGACACACUGAAAAAAGGAUCAACCAAAUAUUUGGUGAUUAACCAAAAAAUUUAAUAAAAAAUUUUGUUUUACUUUCUCAGUAAUAUAUUUAUUUAGUCACUAAGCAAAGUAAAAUAGCAGCAAUUAAAUUUCUUGAUUACAAUCAUCAAACAUUUAGUUGAUUCCAUUUUAACCAAAUUUUGGCUUCAAUGACCAAAUCCGUUUUUCAGUUUUCGAAACAAGUUUCAGUAAAUCGAAACAAAGUACAGACGGCGAAAAGAGAAUCGCAAAUUGCAGGCAAGAGAACUGCUAGA
Odontomachus brunneus is the source of this 2843-nucleotide messenger RNA. RefSeq lists its product as uncharacterized. Gene Ontology annotation, biological process: sarcomere organization; muscle tissue development. NCBI's taxonomy places the organism in Eukaryota, Metazoa, Arthropoda, Insecta, Hymenoptera, Formicidae. The record is from RefSeq and is a predicted model, not a curated record. The transcript has 8 exons. Gene Ontology annotation, cellular component: cytoplasm; Z disc; nucleus. Gene Ontology annotation, molecular function: structural constituent of muscle; actinin binding. Bases 458 to 2077 code for a protein of 539 amino acids.